UUAGCCACCUGGAAUGUCAUUUGCCAUACAACUUGUCCUGUCAUACUUCAAUACAAAGAAAAACCGAAAUCUGUUUCACCAAAAAAGAUGGAUUCCCAAGCAAAACCCUCCCAAGAGGAGAAACUUCCCAAAAUACCGGAGCGCCGUCACUCGAGCAUUUUAAAUAACACGGAUAUAGCGGCGGAAGUGUGUCAUUUAGCUGGAAACCCCACGUACUGUAAGAUAAUAAAAGCGGCCUUAAAAAUGGAAAAUCAAGAAACGAUUACAAGCAAAAGCAAAGAAGAUUUGAGCUGUUUGCCGACGAGGCAGUACCUGGAUCAAACGGUGGUGCCCAUUUUGAUGAGCGCGUUAUCUUAUUUGGCCAAAGAGAGACCGCCGGAGCCCAUUAUUGCGUUAUCAGAGUUUUUGAUCAAGAACAAGGAUGCCUAUGAGGGUGUGGGAGACGGAAAACUGUGAAAUAGUUUAUUAUAAAUAUUCUCUCCUUAUUGAAAAAUGUGAAUUAUUAUGGAAACUUUUUAUACAAUAUAAUGUAUACAGUAUAAUUUUAAUACAAUUUGACUCAAUAAUUGCAAAAGAUGCACUUCUGGCAAUAAAAAAAUUUAGAUUAA
Messenger RNA from Anthonomus grandis grandis, 608 nucleotides. Its product is annotated as protein dpy-30 homolog. NCBI's taxonomy places the organism in Eukaryota, Metazoa, Arthropoda, Insecta, Coleoptera, Curculionidae. The transcript has a single exon. The record is from RefSeq and is a predicted model, not a curated record. The coding region runs from base 88 to 456 and encodes 122 amino acids.